Molecule: messenger RNA, 432 nt
Organism: Chaetomium globosum CBS 148.51
Lineage: Eukaryota; Fungi; Ascomycota; Sordariomycetes; Sordariales; Chaetomiaceae
Exons: 3
Coding region: 1-432 (143 amino acids)
Biological process (GO): protein transport; clathrin-dependent endocytosis
Cellular component (GO): AP-2 adaptor complex; intracellular membrane-bounded organelle
Molecular function (GO): clathrin-cargo adaptor activity
Source: RefSeq, a predicted model, not a curated record
AUGUUGUCUUUUAUUCUCAUCCAGAACCGACAGGGCAAAACCCGCCUUGCCAAGUGGUACGUCCCUUAUAGCGACGAGGAAAAGAUCAAGCUCAAAGGAGAGGUCCACCGCCUCGUCGCGCCGCGCGACCAAAAGUACCAGUCCAACUUCGUCGAGUUCCGCAACCACAAGGUGGUGUACCGGCGGUACGCGGGGCUCUUCUUUUGCGCGUGUGUCGACACCAACGACAACGAGCUCGCCUUCCUCGAGGCCAUCCACUUCUUCGUCGAGGUGCUCGACGCCUUCUUCGGCAACGUGUGCGAGCUCGACCUCGUCUUCAACUUCUACAAGGUCUAUGCGAUUCUCGAUGAGGUGUUCCUGGCCGGGGAGAUUGAGGAGACGAGCAAGCAGGUCGUGUUGACGAGGUUGGAGCAUUUGGAUAAGUUGGAGUGA